AUGGGGAAGGAGGCCGCGACGACGACCAAAAAAAGAGCUGCUCACGUCGUGCUUCUCGCGAGCCCCGGCACGGGCCACCUCCUGCCCGUGGCCGAGCUCGCGCGCCGCAUCGUCGCUCACGGCGGCGGUGCCGAGUACACGGCCACGCUCGUCACGUACACCAACUUCUCGUCGGCCUUCCUCUACUCCACGCUGGCCUCCCUCCCGCCGUCCGUCUCCACCGCCGUGCUCCCCCAGGUGCCGCUGGGUGACCUCCCCGCGGACGCCCGCGUGGAGACCCGCAUCUUCACCGUCGUCAAGCGCGCACUCCCACAGCUCCGGGACCUCCUCCGCUCCCUGCUCGAGUCGCCGUCCGGCGUGGCCGCGUUCGUCGCGGACCUCCUCAGCCCAUGGGCGCUCCAGGUCGCCGUGGAGCUGGGCGUCCCGCGCUACCUGUUCUGCACGACCAAUCUCAUGGCUCUGUCCUGCAUGCUCCACGUCCCCGAACUCGACAGGACCACCACCUGCGAGUUCCGCGACCUCCCGGAGCCCGUCCACCUGCCGGGGUGCGUGCCGCUGCGCGGCGCCGACCUCCUGGACCCCAUCCAAAACCGCAGCGACCCUGCGUACCGGCUCAUGGUCGAGCUUGGGGAGAAUCAGCGUCUAGCCCAGGGCUUCAUCGUCAACACCUUCGACGCCAUGGAGCACGAGACUCUGGUGGCGUUCAAAGAGCUUUCCGACAAGGGCGUGUAUCCUCCGGCGUACGCGGUGGGCCCCUUCGUCCGGCCGUGUUCCGGUUCCGGCGGAGAGGCCGACAAGCACGGCUGCGUACGGUGGCUGGACGAGCAGCCGGACGCGUCCGUCUUGUACGUGUGCCUUGGCAGCGGCGGCACGCUGUCCAACAAGCAGACGACUGAGCUGGCCGCCGGUCUCGAGGCGAGCGGGCAGAGGUUUCUGAUGGUGGUGCGGUUCCCGAGCGACAAGGACUGCAGCGCGAGCUACUUUGGGACGGCGGAACACGGCGACGACCCGCUGAGGUACCUGCCGGAGGGGUUCGUCGAGAGGACCAGAGGCGUCGGGUUCUGUGUGCCGCUGUGGGCGCCGCAGGUGGAGAUCCUGAACCAUCGCUCCGUCGGCGGGUUCCUGUCCCACUGCGGGUGGAACUCGACGCUUGAGGCCGUGACCGCGGGCGUGCCGACGCUCGCGUGGCCGCUGUAUGCCGAGCAGAGGAUGAACGACGUGAUGCUGUCGGAGCGCGCGGGGCUGGCGCUGCGGCCGAGCAAGGGCAGCAUCAGGGACGACGGGAUAGUGCCGCGGGAGGAGGUAGCGGCCGUGGCAAGGGAGCUGAUUGCGGGGCACAAGGGCGCCGCGGCGCGGGAGAAGGCGCGUGAGCUCCAGAAGACCGCCGCGAAGGCCUGGGCGCCGGACGGGCCGUCGCGCAGGGCGUUCAAGGCCGUCGUCGCUAAGUGGAAAGAACAUGAGCUGCCAUUAGCUUGCUCGGCUGAGGCUGCUGAACGCUGA
Molecule: messenger RNA, 1500 nt
Organism: Miscanthus lutarioriparius
Lineage: Eukaryota; Viridiplantae; Streptophyta; Magnoliopsida; Poales; Poaceae
Source: the annotation of a GenBank genome assembly